AUGAAUUAUUCCUUCCUACGAACCAACAAUUACCCCCUACCUCUCGUUCCGCCCCUCUCUUUAUUUCCCUAUCUCUCUUAUUUCUUUUCCUUCUCUUAUUCUUUUUCCACUCUCUUUCUUCCUAUCUUUUUUCAUUCUUUUUCACUCCCUCUCUACUUUCCCUUACUCUUUAUCCCAGCUUCUCCCUAUUUAAUUUCUCUCUCACACUCUCUUCCUCUCUCAGACUACUACUCCAUCUCCAACUAUUUCUCCUUAUGUUUCUCUCACUCCCUCUCGAUCAUUUUCCCCCUCACUCCUAGUUUCUUCUCCCUUUCCUUCUCUUACUUACUCCUCCUGUUUCCUUGUCAACGCAUUUCUUUCUACCUCUCUUUCCACCUCUCUCUCUCUCUUCUCUCUCUCUCUCUCUCUCUCUCUCUCUCUUUCCACCUUUCUCUUUCCACGUCUCACUCUAUCUCUUUCCACAUCUCUCUCUUUCCAAUCUAUCUUUCCACCUCUCUGUGA
Acanthosepion pharaonis is the source of this 501-nucleotide messenger RNA. Lineage: Eukaryota; Metazoa; Mollusca; Cephalopoda; Sepiida; Sepiidae. The record is from the annotation of a GenBank genome assembly.